AUGCCUCGCCCCACAUCCCGUACGCUUUUCGUAGUCGUCCCUGGUGCCUCUCAAAGUCCUUCCCACUAUGGCUAUCUCCUCCAUCUCCUCCAAAGCAAGGGUUAUCCUACACUGUCCGCCCUACUCCCUUCGACCGGCAGCAGCGAGAAUGUGACUGCAUAUGAUGACACUGAGUACGUGCUUAAGCGCAUGCUCCUUCCCAUCCUCGAUGUUGAGAAGCACAACGUGAUCCUAGUCACGCAUUCCUAUAGCGGUAUCCCCGGCAGUGCCGCUGCCAUGGGCCUCAGCAAAGCAGAGCGCACCGCGCAGGGCAAACCCACGUCUGUGCUGGGCCAGAUCUUCAUUUCCGCGCUGCUGGUGGCCGGUGGGGAUGGAAAGGAUGUUGUUGUGGCAUUGGGCGGACACCCGCCACCGCAUAUUGGUGACCACGCGGGGCUGCUCACUUGUGAUGACCCGGCGCCGCCGCUGUACCAGGACGUGGCACCGAAGCUCGUGCAGGACGCCGUCGUCAUGUCAACCAUGUGUCCCAGCUUCGCAUCGUUUCACAGUCCAUGUCCAAAGGCUUCGUGGAGCUCAGAGCAUUACAAGGGCCGCAUAGCAUACAUUCGCACCGUCAAAGACGUAGGCAUACCUCUUGAGGUACAGAACAUAGUGCUCAAGGGUACGGAUGUAGAGUGGAUUGAGAAGGAUAUUGACACAGGGCAUAGUCCACAGAUCGUGCAGCCGGAGACUCUACUUGACAUAUUUAUUGAUCUGGCCGAGCAGUAG
Molecule: messenger RNA, 768 nt
Organism: Annulohypoxylon maeteangense
Lineage: Eukaryota; Fungi; Ascomycota; Sordariomycetes; Xylariales; Hypoxylaceae
Exons: 4
Coding region: 1-768 (255 amino acids)
Source: RefSeq, a predicted model, not a curated record